Messenger RNA from Danaus chrysippus (African queen), 2565 nucleotides. The record is from the annotation of a GenBank genome assembly. Lineage: Eukaryota; Metazoa; Arthropoda; Insecta; Lepidoptera; Nymphalidae.
AUGGAAGUAAUUGAAGAUGGAAAUAUUAUGGACAGAAUUCCCAUUCUGUUGCAGCGGGACUUAGAAUACUAUCAGAAAAACCAAACAAUUCUAUCAGAAAAAGUAUGCCGAGGAGUUGUUGGGGGAAAAUUAGACUUUCCAAGAAGCGCUUCAUUUGCUGCUGUUAAAAUAGUUCUGUGGUUGGAAGAAGAAUUUGCUAUAGCUUUUAAUGAGGGUUCCGGCAUGUUUGUGUCAAUCGAAGAGGAAAAAGCUGAUGGUGUUGCAAAGACUUCUGAUCCAGAUAAAUUUGCACAGCUGGCUACAAAAUCGAGUGAUUCUCUUUUGGAACACCUCCACAUGUUGGCCCAAGAGGCGCUCGAUCAUGCCGACCUUCCAGUCCUAACGGCCGCGCUUGGAGCCGCCGCACUAUUAAAGAACACCCUGUAUUGCUACGUACAGCAUGUUGAAGACAGCGGAAAUACAGAACGACAUUCUAUAUUACUUGCCUGUUAUAAGCGUUAUGUGACAAUGUCGGAGGCUGUAGGCGAGAGAGUUCUGGAUCUACAUAAUAGAGUUCUCUCACUAUAUAUAUUACAAGAUUCAGGAGGAAGACCUAUUGACGACAUCACUAACAAAAUUCACGACUGCGGUACACCUUCCAUACAAGGAUGGUGGUUAUACAUGAAUGGAAGCAAAAAAGAUUUAUGGGAUACAGUCCCACCGAGAAUGGCUCAGAGAAUUUUCGCUGGAAUGUUGAACGAAACUCUGACAAUAUUAACGGUGAGAUAUUGCCAGACGAACACAACAGAAAUUACAACUCCUUUAUUAAUAAACGAUAUAUUGAAUAUACUUCUGUGUGUAGCACAGUUAUUGCCAUCAAUAUGUAACAAUGGGUCAGACUUGGCUGGUUUAAAUGAGACCAAACAGUCAAGAGAUGUGAGGGAUGUACAUGCUAAAUGUAACGAACUAUUCAAAUGUAUGGUCUAUAGAGGAGCUGACUUGCAUUUCCUACAUCAGGCAUUCACAGAAAAGGAUGAAGAGCAUUACCCAAAAGACACAGCAUUUCCGUGGUUCACAUUCGUCAGUCCGGAAUUUUUUGACGGUUCUAAUGAUGUGAAUGUCAAAAAUUCACAAGAUCUAUCAACUAAAACAGCUUUGAGUUUAGAUUUGAAGGUGUUGUUGGCUCAGCCUCAGCCGUCAUGGUCGUUGCUUGUUAAGGUACUAAUGAUGCGUGAUUGUCAUCUAUGCCGAAUGUUAAUAAUCCACGGAAUUCGUCACAUGUCUAUGGACAACGCUAGAUGGCCGGCAGACGGGUUGUGGUACCAUUGUGACGGUUUAAAGAAAUGUGAAGGGUUUUUAUGUACCGCGGAUGGAUUUUGUAGAUUCAAAGGCGACGAAAAUGCUGGUGAAGAAUACGCGAGGGCUGUCGGUGCUCUCACAUAUAUUUUAGUAACGAUUGGAAGCAAAGCCGAUCUUAGGUCUACUCUGUGUUAUGCGUUAGAAGUUUCUGGGAGAGAUUGGGCACUCUGUUUGGACAAACGACAGGUUUGGUGUGACCGUAGACCGUCCUGGCUGGCGGGUGUACUAGCGGCCGCUAGCUCAACUCUUCAGUUCAUUCCUCCCGUACUAGUUAAUGCACUUAAGUCUGGAGCUUCCAUGUAUCAGACAAUAUCGCUGUGCUUAACGUGUAUAUCAAGAACCUUGGACUGCAUACCUAUUUGUUUUAAGAACGCAGCGAACGUUCUGGAAGGGACAUUACCAUCAAACGUAAACCCUGUGGGAGGAUCAAUAUUAUUACAAAUGUUGAUUAUAAUUACUUAUGAGGAAUUAUUAAAAUGGUCCAAAAAAGAAUCUGCUAGAGAAACACAUGUUUCAAACGGGGAAGCGCAUAAUAUGAAUAAACCAAAACCGAAAUCAAGACACGUGAGAGUAAAUAACUCAACGACUUCAUCGUUAUCAUUUGAUGGAAGCCAUAGCUCUUUAUCAUCUAUAGCGCUUGCUAUCGCCGAAGCUCUGUGCUCUAUAGACGAAGACCAUAAACACACCACAGAAAUAGAAAACCUUGUUUCACAGAGCAAGAAAACUUACACUAUAUCUGAUAAUUUCGGUCUCAGUGAUUUUCCAGAUUUUGCGGAAUUCUUGGAAGAAGGUAAUGUUUCGGCUUCAAAUGCUGAGAGGGAGAGUGAUGCUAUGGCCCUUACAAGUCAGAUAAUGAUGACGUCUUCUGGAAGGGAUAGUUUAAGAGUAAUUUACGAUCAUUUACAAUUACACACGGAACGGAUCUUCAAGGAAAUUGGUGUUCAAGAAGAGUGUGACGAAAAAAUUGUAUUGAGCAGAGCGCCGCUUAUGUAUAUAAUGUUUCAUAUUGGAAAAAAACCGUUCGAUCAGUAUCUUCGGAAAGAAUGGACUAUGCCGUGGAGCAAGUUAGUAGCUCUCGCAAAGGCCUGGUCGGGUAUAGAGGGCGCUAAAGUACACGUCAAUAGACGGAUAGAUGUACGAAACGUUAAAACUAUGGGAAAAAAUAAUAAACAGCUGAUGGAAUUAUAUAAUGUAUUUAAAAAGCCCCCAGAGGGUGGGAUAUUGUGA